CCACUUUUUUUUAUUUAUUUUCAAGAAUUGAAUGUGUGCCAAUAAAUCCCUUAACUCAGUGUCAAAAUUGUCAAAUCUUUUGUCCCAUUUGAACAAAAAAGAUACACCCACCCUGGCUCUCCCCUGACCUCAAAUUUAGCUUAUUAAGCUCCUAAUAUAAACGAGCUUCCACUCCACAAAAAAUGAGACACAAGAGACAGAUGGAUACAAAAUCACCCAUAAUCCUCACACUAUUGUUCAUAAUCCAAUUGUUCAUAAUCCCAGCUCUAUCCGCCAACCCACCAAGGCCCGAUUACUGCGACCCGUCCAACGGGCCCGAAGUCCGUUUCCCUUUCCGGCUAGCGGAUCGGGCCCCGGGCCGGCUCGGGUACCCGGGCUUCGAUCUGUACUGCAACAGCGACAACCAAACGAUCCUCAGACUCCCGGAGUCCGGCGAGUUCCUGGUGGACCACAUCGACUACUCGGCCCAGGCCGUUUUCAUCAACGACCCGGAUUCGUGCCUCCCUGCCCGAAUCCUCAAUUUCAGCCUCUCGGGCUCGCGAUUCAGGGGCGUCUACACCAGGAAUUACACCUUCCUCAACUGCUCGACUGGUUACAUGGACUACACCGAGGCCCGAUUCAUGCCCCUGAUGUGCCUCAGCGGGAGGAAUUACACGGUCGUGGCGGCGAGUUCGCGGAUGACGGCGGAGGUGCCGCCGACGUGCCGGAGGAUUGCGUCGGUGCUGGUGCCGAUGCAGUGGACGGUGUCGCAGUUCUACUGGUCGUCGAUGGAUCUGAUGGAGGAUCUGGAGCUAGUGUGGAGCGACCCCGAAUGCUGGGGAUGCGAGAAUGAGGGCGGGAUUUGCGGGCUCAAGGAGGAUUCGGGCCUCGAAAUUGGAUGCUUCAGGCCCGCAAAAUCACGAGGGCUUCCUAGAGGUGCCAGAUAUGGACUGAUAAUAGGAGUUGGAAUACCCGGUCUAGUGUGUAUAAUUGGGCUAGCAUGUUACGCUUGCGGCAUGCUCCGGACAAUCGCAGUCCGCCGCCAAUUAAACUCCGAUUUGCCCGUCACAUUUUCCGAUCAACGGCCCUCAAUUAGGUCGGCUAGCGGUCUAGACCGGCCCACCAUUGAGUCGUACCCCACCAAGGUCUUAGGGGAGAGCCUCCGGCUCCCAAAACCGAGCGAUGGCACGUGCCCGAUUUGCCUGUCUGAUUAUCAAGCCAAGGAGACACUGAGAAGUAUACCCGAGUGCAAUCACUAUUUUCAUGCAGAUUGCAUAGACGAGUGGCUCAAGCUUAACGGGACUUGCCCCUUGUGUAGGAAUUCGCCUGAUAGCACCACUCCUUGCUCGUCUUCAUUGUCAAUAUCUUCUUCUUCUCCUUCUCCCUCUACGACCCCUUCUUCCAAUUUGGACCAUGAUUAGCUCAUGAUCUUUCAAAUUUUGGCAUUUGGAAUUAUUUAUACAAUUUUGUGUAUAUAAUAUGGGUAUUUAUAAGUGUCUUAAUGUGAUUGUUGACUUUUAUAAAGCCUUUUUAAAGUUGUAGUUUUACCUGAAGCUGGAAUUAAUAUACGAACUAGGAAACGUUAAUACACGAACUAGGAAACUGUGUGUUUCUUGAUGAUUUAAGGCAUGAAUUUUCAGCAUUUUCAUUUGAGGGUUUCAAUUUGAAGUUAUUCUUAAUUAAAC
Molecule: messenger RNA, 1664 nt
Organism: Striga asiatica
Lineage: Eukaryota; Viridiplantae; Streptophyta; Magnoliopsida; Lamiales; Orobanchaceae
Source: the annotation of a GenBank genome assembly